AUGUCAAGUGCUAAACAUCAAACACAUGACGGCACUAAACGAAUUUCAGAGCCUUCAGAUGGCCCGAAUAACAUCCAACAGCAUUUGGACCUCCCACCUACUUUAAAAGUUGUGCUUUUAGGAGAUCUGGGUGUCGGAAAAACUUGCUUACGUUCCCAAUUUGUCCACCAUAUGUUUACCAACGCAUACAAAGCUACAAUCGGCGGCGAUUAUCUAACAUCAACUAUCAAACUAUCGCCACUAGAGAAAGAUACUUCGGCUUUUGAGGGUGACGUCACUGCCAGUUCAGUUACAACUGUUGAUAAUACCACGACUCGAGCCAAAUCAACUAUAGAUAAAAUCAAUUUACAAAUUUGGGAUACUGCUGGUCAAGAACGAUUCAAUUCCAUAUCACAAGCAUUUUACCGUGGGGCUGACGUUUGUGUUCUUUGUUAUGACAUCACCAAUUACGAAUCAGUUUUGAGUUUAAAAGAUUGGUUUGAUAGAUUUAUGCAACAUUGUCAUGUAUCACAGCCCGGUAUUGUUAUAGUAGGAAACAAAAUGGAUCAAGGGAAAGACCGAGUUGUGGAUAAAGAAGAGAUCAAAGAUAUAAUCACCAAUACUACUACGACGACUAAUAUUGGUGACUACGUAUACGAUUGGAAAUUGGAUUUGCUUGAGGUGAGUGCAAAACAGUUGCAAUCGGUGGAGUCAUUGUUUACUAGGGUAGGUGAGUUAGGAAGGACUAUUUUACUAGGAGAUGAUUACGAACGCAGGAGGUUACAAGAGUUUGACAAUAUUGAUUUAAGAGGUGCACAUAAGGAACUUUCUUCAAGUCGAUGUGCAUGUUGA
Messenger RNA from Lodderomyces orthopsilosis Co 90-125, 831 nucleotides. RefSeq names its product Ypt7p (gene YPT7). Gene Ontology annotation, biological process: regulation of vacuole fusion, non-autophagic. The record is from RefSeq and is a predicted model, not a curated record. The coding region runs from base 1 to 831 and encodes 276 amino acids. The transcript has a single exon. Lineage: Eukaryota; Fungi; Ascomycota; Pichiomycetes; Serinales; Debaryomycetaceae. Gene Ontology annotation, molecular function: GTPase activity; GTP binding. Gene Ontology annotation, cellular component: late endosome; phagocytic vesicle; vacuole.